Molecule: messenger RNA, 1608 nt
Organism: Aspergillus tubingensis
Lineage: Eukaryota; Fungi; Ascomycota; Eurotiomycetes; Eurotiales; Aspergillaceae
Product: putative carboxylesterase
Exons: 5
Coding region: 1-1608 (535 amino acids)
Source: RefSeq, a predicted model, not a curated record
AUGUCAAACAUAAUCCAGACCACUACACAUCUCGGUGAAAUCCGCGGGAAAACCACGAAUGGUGUCUCCCAGUUUUUGGGAAUCAAGUAUGCCACCUUGAAGAACAGACUUGCAGAUGCAGAACUAGUCGAAAGGCGCGCUGGAGGCGUUCUUGACGCAACUAAAGAUGGGCCCACCGCGAUAUCACCUCUCGGUGGUUGUGACUUGGAACUCAGCGCGAUUCAACACACCCUACCCAAGAAGGAACUCACCCAGUCGGAUGUGGACUGUCUGAACCUGAAUAUUGCUGUCCCUGCAGGCACUUCUGCGCAUUCGAAACUUCCCGUUUUUGUCUUCAUCCAUGGCGGUGGUCUCAUGAUUGGGGCGAAUUCCUGGCCUCAGUUUGACUACGAGCGUUUCGUCAAGUUGUCCAUUGAAAAUGAACUACCAAUUGUUGCGGUAUCAAUCAACUAUCGUCUAGGACCAUUUGGAUUCUUGACUUCCGAUGAACUGCGCAACGCUGGGUAUAAAGCCAACAAUGGGCUGCGAGACCAGAGGGUGGCUUUGGAAUGGGUACGCAGGCACAUUGCAGACUUUGGAGGGGAUAUCGAAAACAUCACUGUCGCUGGGAUGAGUGCUGGAGCAGCCUCCGUCACAUUCCAUCUCGACUCCGAAACACCGCUAUUCAAACGCGCUAUUUUGAUGAGUGGCUCUCGGUUCUUUGUCCAGGCUCUGCCAUACGACGUGCACGAGGGCAACUAUCAACAUGCGGUGUCGGCACUUGGAUUGCAAAAUGCUACAUCGGACGAAAGGAUCAAGGCCUUCUUGGAAACACCGGGCCAAGAUCUGCUUGCUAAACUUCCUCCAUCUGUCUUAACUGCUCCCGCGGUUGAUGGAGACAUGGUUCUGUCUGCCGUAACAUAUGCGCAGGUAGCUGAUCAGACAAGCGAUAUCCCCAAGGGAAAACAGUGGUGUCGCGAUUUAUUGAUUGGUGAUGCCCAGUAUGAUAUCAAUAUUCUCGCUAUCCUACUACCUCAUUUGAAGAACGCAUGUGCAGGGCGAUUUGCGAAAGCCGUUCACUCCGUCUUUCCAACCAAGCAAGAACUGGCGACACAGAUAUUGGCAGGAUACGGGUUGACUGCCGAAACUACGGACGAUGAGGCUUUCCCUGCGGUUCUCAACUACCUUAACGAUAUAUUCAUAUUGGCGCCAACGCUGACAUACACGCGUGGGUGGAAAGGGCAUUCAAAUGUCUACUACUUCAACGAGGGAAAUCCUUGGGAUGGACCUUGGAAGAGCAAGGCUGGCCACAUAUUGGAUGUCGCUUACCUGUUCCAGAAUUUUAGAGAGUUUUUGACUCCUCCGCAGCAGAAGAUAGCAGCUGCGUUCGCAGUUGAUUUCUUCAAGUUUUGCCAUGGCAUUAGACCAUGGCCUGCUGUGAUAGACGGCGACAUCGAGAAAGGAUUUACGGCGCGAGUCUACGGGCCCUCCUCUGAGGGAGAGACAGUUGCACAAGUAGCUCAAGCCUUUGGUGACCACACCCGACGAAGGCCGGUUUUAUUCGAUCUAUCUGACGGAGCGUCCUUGGAUGAACUGGCAAGGGUCGCUGCCGUAUUUAUGAGAACUUAG